AUGGACAUUUAUUAUUAUUAUUUUAUUUUUAUCUUACUUAAUCAGUUCUCAAUUAUAAAUGGUCAAUUUUAUUUAUCAAAAAUAUGCUUUAUGACAUUUGAUAAUGCAACUGUAACAUUUAAUCCUUCGUAUCCAAAUGCGAGUGUAUUAAUAUGUCCAUCAUCAUGUUAUACAAUGAGAUACAUAUCUAAUCAAGAAGAAUAUCCAAUAUUUGGUAAUGAAACAUAUUCUGGAAAUUCAUUGGUAUGUAAAUCAGCAAUGCAUGAUGGUCGUCUUGCUCCAUGGAAUGGAGAAAAUUCUCCUGUAUUAAUUCAAAAUAACUCUAGUAAAUCAUCGAUAUUUGUUAGUACGCUUAGAAAUGGAAUUCUUUCAGCUAAAUCAACAUCAUUAUCGUUAAACAUUUAUAGAUUUGUUAAUAAUCGAAUAAAUGAAACAUCAAUAGAUGAUAUUGCUAUUGAACAACGAGCAUUUCUUUAUAAAAAAGAUGAACCAUCAAGUAUAACAUGUAGAAGUAAAACUGAUUUAAAUUCAAUUGAACCAAUUAAUAUUGAUCAUGGAUGGAAAACUUGGGUUGACAAUCGUUUAAAAUAUUUUACAUUUCCAUGGAAUAUGACAAGAGAUCAAGCAUUAACAUUCUGUUCGAAUAAUAAUGCAACAUUAAUCUAUUGGUUUAAUUCAACUGAACAAGAUAUCCUUCAAAAUACACUUACAACAACAAUUUAUCAACUAUUUCGUAAUCAACGAGAUUCAACUGGAAAUAAUACACUUACUUUUUAUAUUGGUUUAAAAAGAAUAAAUCGCAUCCAAUUUUGGGAAUCAAAUAUAACUAAUCCAAAUGAUGAACGUUUCGAAAUAAAAGUUAAUUCAGUUAAUAAUGAUGAUGAUUAUUGUACAAUAAUUCAAUCAUCUGGUGGAAAUCCUCAAAUAUUUGGAAUAUAUUCUCAUAAAUGUGAUGAUCAAUCUAUAAGAGGUUAUCCUCUUUGUAGACUUAUUCCAUCAGUUAUUGACCAACAAAAUGAUUUUAUUUAUCGUCUUGAAACUGAUAGUCAAUCAGGAAAUUUAACAGGUGUUAUCGAUUUUUGUUCUGAACUAGGUGGUUAUCCAAUUUAUGCUAAUAAUGCUUAUGAAUGGCAAUUAAUUCAAGAAAUAAUGUUAAAUGACAAUAACUUUAAUUCUGAUUAUGCUUAUACUGGCUUAAUAUCUCAAAGUAAACAAAUAAAUGAUGCAUAUUGGAUGCCAAAAAAUAUUUCAUAUAAUAAUUCAUUGAAUUAUAUAUGGUUUGCAUCUUCAAGAGGUGCAGAUAGAAUUGGUUUUCAUUUAUCAAAAGCUAGAGAUGAAUCCUAUUAUGCUUUAUAUGAUAUUAAUCCAUAUACAACUUUAAAUAGGCUAAGAUUUUGUCGAAAAGAUGAUAUUCGACCAUUAAUAAAACAAUCUUCAUCGUGUAAUUAUAAACAAUGUUCAUCAAACUGUUUAAAUAUAACACUUCCAAGUCAAACAGAUAAUUUAAGAUUUGGUUUUUAUGGUUGUUUUCCAAAAAAUAGUUUAGCAUCUAUUGUUUAUACACAAUCAUUUUCAUCUGAUGGCUAUUUCGUUCGACCAACAUUACCAAUGGAGUAUGGCGUUGCACUUCGUAGAAGUUUUAAUGAAUCAUUAAUAUUUAAUUUUGUCCAAAUUGAUAAAGAUCUUCUUUAUGCUUGUUAUGAAUAUUUAAAUUUCGAUAAGAAUUCACCAUCAGAUGAUACAAUUCAAUUAACUUGUGAUAGAUCAAAUACAAAUAAUAAAACAAUUAGUGGAAUUAAGCUAAAAAAAGAUUUUAAUGGUUUACUUUCAAUUGCUUUGGAAGAACGGAGAAUGUCUGCUCAUCAUACAAGAUUUAUUGAUUAUUCAGAUUCUGGAAGUCGAUGUCGUUAUCAAGGAAUUCAUCAUCCAUAUAUAAAUCAAUGUAUUUGUUCGCCUGGAUUUUAUGGCAAUGAAUGUCAAUAUAGUUGUCCAUCAGGUUAUUAUGGUCAAAAUUGUGAUUUUCAUUGUUCAGGCGAUGAUGAUUAUUGUAAAGGUUUAUUAAUUUGUUUACCUGAUCCAUAUGGAUGUUCUUGUUAUUCGGGUUGGUAUGGAACAAAUUGUAAUAUAAGUUGUCCAUCGAAUCGUUACGGACCUGAUUGUUCUUAUAUAUGUUCAUGUCCUUCUUGUAAUCGAUUUUCUGGUAUUUGUAAUUGUAUUGGAACUGAAUGUUAUCAAGGUAUUUACACUCGUAGUGAAAUAGAUUCUCGUUGUUCAUCAUCAUCACCAAAUCUGGCUUUAUUAAUAUCUGUUCCAAUUGUUAGUGUUGUUGUUAUUGUGGGAAUAAUAGGUGGAUUAUUAUAUUGGAGAAAAAAACGAUCGACAGAUGAAGAACAUUUAUUUGAAAAUUCAACUGUUCGUUUUUCAUCGGAUUCAUAUAGACCAUCAAUCGAACAAAAUCAAUUUCAAAAAGAUUAUAAUAAUAUUCUUAGUGAACGUCUGUGA
This is a messenger RNA of Rotaria socialis, 2502 nucleotides long. The record is from the annotation of a GenBank genome assembly. NCBI's taxonomy places the organism in Eukaryota, Metazoa, Rotifera, Eurotatoria, Philodinida, Philodinidae.